UGGUAGAGUGGGAACCAAUCAAAUAUCGCGACGUUUCGCCCCAAAGGUUGCAAGAACAACCAGCAGCGAAAGGGCCGUCGAUGGAGCGAACGCCGCCGUCACCCACGCGAGCGCCGGCGGCGGGGUCCCCAACGCGCUUGUCACCGAAGAAACCUUCCAUCAAGGACAUCGCAUCAACCGUACCGGACAUUCCGUUGGACUACUCGUUCAUGAACUUAUCGUUUAUUUUGGACAUUCUCAAGGAAGAGCCUGUGUCAGGAAGGAAGAAGGCUGAAAAUGCUGGCGUGGCGAUUGCGCCGCUUCCAGUCGCCAUGGACGCCGCCACGACGGGGUCGUCUCCACGCACUCCAUUCAAGCCCCCUGUGUCGAUUCGACUGAACAACAACUCGCUGACCCACAUCGAUGACUUGGACAAAGCCCUCGACGCCGUCUUCGUCACACCUGCUCGACUGCAAUGGAUCGACCUGAGCGGCAAUGCCAUCGAAAGCCUUCGCGCGAGCUCGUUUCUGCCCUACUUGGAGCUCACGACCGUGCAUUUGCAUGCCAACGAGCUGUGCAAGUACACGGACAUUGACGGUCUUGCGGUCCUCACGAAGCUCCGGCACUUGACUUUGCAUGGUAACCCCGUGGAAGAGAAGAAGCACUACCGCAACUACACCAUCUACCACAUCCCGUCGCUCCUUGAACUCGACUUUAGUUGUGUCACCAAGCUCGACCGCGAGCGGGCCGAGACAUGGAGCAUCACGUAUCGCAAGAAACUUGCGCGGAGGCGAGGCGAAGACGUCGACGACUGAUGUACCGAUCCGCUGCGGGCUGGACUGAUGUCGACAGUUACACUUUGUCCUUGCUGGCAGGCUUAUUGUUUUAAACAGUUAAUCUCAUACAAUAUCCAAGUAUACAAUUGUCA
Aphanomyces astaci is the source of this 907-nucleotide messenger RNA. RefSeq lists its product as hypothetical. The coding region runs from base 81 to 794 and encodes 237 amino acids. The transcript has 3 exons. Gene Ontology annotation, molecular function: protein binding. NCBI's taxonomy places the organism in Eukaryota, Oomycota, Saprolegniomycetes, Saprolegniales, Verrucalvaceae. The record is from RefSeq and is a predicted model, not a curated record.